GUCUCCUCCACACUUCUUCAGUGUGUCUCCUCCACCCUUGUCUCCUCCACACUUCUUCAGUGUGUCUCCUCCAAACUUUGAGUGUGUCUCCUCCACACUUCUUCAGUGUGUCUCCUCCACCCUUGUCUCCUCCACACUUCUUCAGUGUGUCUCCUCCACCCUCGUCUCCUCCACACUUUGAGUGUGUCUCCUCCACCCUUGUCUCCUCCACCCUGGUCUCCGCCACCCUUGUCUCCUCCACCCUGGUGGUCCUGCACAUGCUUGGGCAUCCGGCCCCAGAGAGCAUGUGUGACGGCGGCUCAGAAGGGACAUCACACCGCGGCGCAGGUGGCACCGUGGAGGAGGAAGGACCCGACCCAACGGCCGCCGACCUGCCAAGGAAGCGCAAAGGUGAUUUGGACGAAAGAUCAGACGCUGUCCUACACCAUGGUCUUCACUUGGAUAUGGAUGGCACUGUCACCAGGUCUGAAGGAGAGGACCAACAGGCCAAAAUGCAAUGCUUCAGGCAGCCUCACCGGCAGAUUGAGAAGCGUCGGCGAGACAAGAUGAACAACCUCAUCGAGGAGUUGUCCGCCAUGAUCCCCGCGUGUCAGCCCAUGGCAGCAAAACCGGACAAGCUGAGCGUGCUGCGUAAAGCCGUGCAACACCUGAAAGCGCUAAAAGCCGGGUCAGGCAGCACCUUUGCAGACGCUGGCCGCAAGCCUCCCAUCCUGGGUCAUGAGGACCUCAGGCACCUUCUGUUCAGGGUUGCCGACGGUUUCCUGUUAGUUGUGAGUUGUGACCGGGCGAAAAUGUUGUUCAUCUCCGAGUCCGUCUCCAAGAUCCUCAACUUUAGUCGGGUGUGUCCACCUUUUCUUCAUUUCAUGUUGUGUUGCUUCCACUGUGAUGACAGACCUUCAUGUCAGUCCUCAGUUCCAGACAAUUUAGUCGGGUGUGUCCACCUUUUCAUCAUUUCAUGUUGUGUUGCUUCCACUGUGAUGACAGACCUUCAUGUCAGUCCUCAGUUCCAGACAAUUUAGUCGGGUGUGUCCACCUUUUCAUCAUUUCAUGU
Nerophis ophidion (straightnose pipefish) is the source of this 1051-nucleotide messenger RNA. Its product is annotated as basic helix-loop-helix ARNT-like protein 2. The coding region runs from base 258 to 1019 and encodes 253 amino acids. The record is from RefSeq and is a predicted model, not a curated record. Gene Ontology annotation, biological process: regulation of transcription by RNA polymerase II. Gene Ontology annotation, cellular component: cytoplasm; nucleus; aryl hydrocarbon receptor complex. Lineage: Eukaryota; Metazoa; Chordata; Actinopteri; Syngnathiformes; Syngnathidae. The transcript has 7 exons. Gene Ontology annotation, molecular function: DNA-binding transcription factor activity, RNA polymerase II-specific; protein dimerization activity; RNA polymerase II cis-regulatory region sequence-specific DNA binding.